UGUUCGAGGUGAUUGAAAUUGCAUUAGUUGUGGUAUCCGGCUCUUUGGGAUAAGGGACAUCCUUUGCCAAUGAUUCACUGAACCUCCGGCCCUAUUCCAGCCUGGUGGUCCAUCUGUCAUAGAGCCGCCAUGUCGGAGUCGACGGUGACGACGAUCGGCUGUAUCGGCGCCGGCUACGUUGGCGGCCCCACGUGCGCCGUCAUCGCGCUUAAGUGCCCCGACAUCCGCGUACACGUGGUGGACAUGAACGCCGCCCGUGUCGCCCAGUGGAACUCCGACAAGCUGCCUGUGUUUGAGCCGGGCCUGGACGACAUCGUGAAGGAGUGCCGCGGUCGCAACCUCUUUUUCUCCACGGACGUGGACGCCGCCAUCGAGGAGGCCGACCUGCUCUUCAUCUCCGUCAACACGCCCACGAAGACCUACGGCCACGGCAAGGGCCGAGCUGCGGACCUCAAGUAUGUCGAGUCGGUGGCCAGGAACAUCGCCAAGGUGGCCCGCGGCAACAAGAUCGUGGUGGAGAAGAGCACGGUGCCGGUGAAGUCGGCUCAGAGCAUCGCCGACAUCCUCAAGGCCAACAGAACGAGCCAGAACAAAUUCCAGGUGCUGUCCAAUCCGGAGUUUUUGGCGGAGGGCACGGCUGUCAGGGACCUGCUGUGCCCGGACCGCAUCCUGAUCGGCGGCGAGGACUCGGCCGACGGCUGGCGCGCCAUCCAAACACUCUGCUCCAUCUACCGCCGCUGGAUCCCAGCCGAGCGCAUCAUCACCAUGAACACGUGGUCCUCGGAGCUGUCCAAGCUGGUGGCCAACGCCUUCCUGGCUCAGCGGAUCUCGGCCAUCAACGCCGUGUCGGCCGUUUGCGAGGCGACCGGUGCCGAUGUGAGCGAGGUGGCGCGUGCCGUCGGCCAGGACGGCCGCAUCGGACCCCACUUCCUGCAGGCCUCCGUCGGCUUCGGCGGCAGCUGCUUCCAGAAGGACAUCCUGAACCUGGUGUACAUCUGCGAGAGUCUCAAUCUGCCCGAGGUGGCCGAGUUCUGGCUGAACGUUGUAUCCAUCAACGACUAUCAAAAGCAGCGCUUCGCCAAGCGCAUUGUCAACUGUCUCUUCAACACGGUGGCCGGCAAAAGGAUCGCGAUCCUGGGGUUCGCCUUCAAGAAGAACACGGGCGACACGCGGGAGUCGGCGGCCAUCUAUGUUUCGGCUCACCUGCUUGAGGAGGGCGCCCGCCUCACCGUCUAUGACCCCAAGGUCGACCCGGACCAGGUGAUCCGUGACCUGCGUCACGUAACCGGACAGCCGGAGGCGGUGCGUGACCAGGUGGAGGUGUGCGCCGACCCUUACGAGGCGGCCAGGGGUGCGCAUGCGCUCGUCAUCUGCACAGAGUGGGACGUCUUCCAGACGCUGGACUAUCGGCGCAUUUUCGCGGCCAUGCCCAAACCGGCGUACGUGUUCGACGGCCGGAAGAUUCUCAACCACGACGAGCUCACCAAAAUCGGCUUCGAGGUGGAGACGAUCGGGAAGCGAGUGCGCCACGUCUCGUCGUCGCACCCGGCGGCGAUCACCAACGGCAUCGGGUGUGGCGAGCCGGAGCCGGAGGCGGCGGCGGCGGCGGAGGCGGACCACUGACCACGCCGCGCGCGCGGCGGCGCGCUGGGUGCGGUUCCCGCCCGUCUCGAGCGGCGGGCCGGCGCCGCACCUGGCUGGCCGGCGGGCGUCCCGCCGACGACGUCACGUCUGACUUCACAACGCCACGACAGCCCGCUGAUGACGUCACGUCGCCACGACAGCCUGCUGGUGACGUCACGUCACCACGGCCGCGUACUGACAUGUCGCCACAGCGGUCUAUUCGCCGGCGGCGUCUUGCCGGACAGCGAAACCCUUCUGAAAACUACGGAUGUCCGGCCAUCUCGGGACCGGGCGCCGGACGUGGACGUGUGCCAUGUGUUGUGCUGCACCGCACCGUGUGGCGAGAGCGCUGCACUCCCGCCCCAGCGUCGGCCUGCUCUGCCGCGCCCCCUCGGCGGUGCACCGAGCACUCGUGUGGGCGUCUCGCCUUGGGCAUGUCUGGCCGUGGCGCCGCCCCCGCGGCCCUGUCGGUGUACCGGCCGGCCUGCGCCGGCCGGUCGCCCGAGGACGAGCCGGCCAACGCCCGUGGCGUGUGACCCGCCCCGGCCGGCCGCGGCUGGCGGGGCUGGCUCGGCGCACGCUGUGGGGCCGACGCCCGGUGCGUGCGGUCAGGGCGACCGAUGAUAGGAAAGAAAUCACCGAGCCUCCCCGGGAGACUGAGGCAGGGGCGUUGGGCCAAAUUCGGUGGCAGGGACAUGCAGUGGGCGCUGAUGCCUUGCUGUCUGGAGGCCAACGGGUAUGUCUGUCUGUUGGGCACGGCCUUACGUUGAUCAUGAGAUGACUCACACUAAGUGCCUUUGUGUGCAUUCCUUCGCCUUGCCUUGCCAUUUCGAGCACGAUUAUGUGUGUACCCAUUCGUUUACGUAGCGUUCAUUACUACGGAAAAGCUAUAUGUGAUACAGCUAGGAUGUGUUAAAAGAUAUGCUAAUGUUUUUACCCAUUUGUGUGGGACCGUGCGGGCAGCGUCCGCCCGCGGUAUUGCUGGCGCGACGGUGACGCUCGCUGUGCUACAUUCCGAGCUGAGUUCGGUCUGUCGGCGACGGCUUGCCGUGGUCGUCGUCGACGGUGCCGUGUGGUGCCGCCGCCGCGUACUGCCCCCCCUCGCACCGUGUCCCAGGCCGCCGCGCCGGAAUGGCGGGGAGGUGCCCCGGUCCCGGCCAGCUGAGGCCGCGGGCGGGCGCCGGCUGGGGCCGCACGGCCAAGACCGGUACUGGAGACUCCCGUGCCGCCGGCAGCCGGCUGCUCAGCAUGUGAACGCCCGCGGCAGCUCGCGAGGCGCCGCGCCUGUCCGUCCCAUGUCCCUCCCCCUUCUGGCAACGGUAUGGCGAAGGCCAUGGCGAAGGCCAUGGCGAAGGCCAUGGCGACAUCAGCCCAGUCUGAGUCUGACCUCGGGCCGGGCCGCGAUCUCUUGUCAGCUGUGUUUCGUCCCGAAAUAUGAAACUUCUCCGCUGGUUGAAGCUUGUACGGCGUUUGUCCCACCCUCCUGGUUAAAGCAAGUGAAUCGCAAGCGUACUUGCGUCUCUGCAGUAUUGUGUUGUGGUAUUCCUUGAACCGUCAUUGUGUGCGCACAAGGCGGUCGCAAUUCUCUGAGAUGUGUUGUGCGUAAAAAGUUUCUUCGUGGGCAUUCUGAGAUGUCGGUGAAUGCCCUGAUGACAUUCUGUUAAUAAAGACAUGCCAUCCA
This is a messenger RNA of Pollicipes pollicipes, 3304 nucleotides long. RefSeq names its product UDP-glucose 6-dehydrogenase sgl. Gene Ontology annotation, biological process: glycosaminoglycan biosynthetic process. NCBI's taxonomy places the organism in Eukaryota, Metazoa, Arthropoda, Thecostraca, Pollicipedomorpha, Pollicipedidae. Gene Ontology annotation, molecular function: NAD binding; UDP-glucose 6-dehydrogenase activity. The coding region runs from base 130 to 1623 and encodes 497 amino acids. The transcript is spliced from 11 exons. Gene Ontology annotation, cellular component: nucleus. The record is from RefSeq and is a predicted model, not a curated record.